AUGAACUGUGGGUUUGGCCUUAGACAAGCCACUGUCUCUCAGCUUCAGUCCUCCCAUCUGAAAAAUGGCCAUAGUAAGAUUGACUUAACUUACUGGGAACUUGCAAGGGUUCUAUGUAGAGAAUGUGUGUUAAGUACUUCAAACACUUGAAAGAACUGCAAAUAUUUCAAGAAUCAUUAAGAACCUGUCCUGAAUGCAGAGCCAUGGAGACCCUGUUCAUUUCAGAGCGGAUGCUAUUUCUGUCAUGUACCUAAAACAGAGUCAGCUUCCCCGUUGACGUCGUUUCUCUUCUCUUUCCUCCUCUGCCCCCACAGAAAACGUAACUUUGGAUCCAGACACAGCAAAUCCUUACCUCAUCCUGUCUGAGGAUCGAAAGAGUGUGAGAGAUGGAGAAGUGCGUAGACGCCUGCCGAACAACCCUGAGAGAUUUGACACACAUGGCGAUGUGCUGGGAUGUGAGGGUUUCACAUCAGGCAGACAUUUCUGGGAGGUCAUUGUGGGAAGAGAGGAGGGGUGGGGGGUGGGGGUGGCCAGAAAGUCUGUGAAGAGGAAGGGUGAUUUAGGUUUUGAUACUACGGAAGGGAUCUGGGGUUUGGGGAAGUGGGACGGUGGGUACAAGUUAUGCUCCCCCUAUGAGGACCCUGUUCCAAGUGAGGAGCCUGAGAGGAUCCGAGUGACCCUGAACUGUGAAGGGAGACGGGUGUCCUUUUACGAUGCAGAUACAGCAGCCCUUCUCCAUGCAGAUACAGCAGCCCCCUUCUCAGGAGAGACCCUCCAGCCCUACUUUUAUGUGAGCGAGAAAGCGAACCUGAGACUCUCUUGA
Molecule: messenger RNA, 823 nt
Organism: Podarcis lilfordi (Lilford's wall lizard)
Lineage: Eukaryota; Metazoa; Chordata; Lepidosauria; Squamata; Lacertidae
Source: the annotation of a GenBank genome assembly